CAUUCCAUUCCGAUGACUACCAUCCACCACACCCCACCACCCGGCGCGUCGCCCUUUCACAUCUAUGAGGAUUCAGAUGACCUGGGGCCUCCCUCCCCCUCCGAGGUUUACGACGACGAAAUGUCAUUCAAUUCCGACCCGUCUUUACCCAGCGCCGACGAAGCCCUUCCUAGCAUUGAGGACGAUUACGCGGAGCACGACAACGAAAACGAUCACGCGGGUGACCUCGAACCUAAGCCAUAUCGUGGCUCCUAUACCUCGCGACCUUCUAUACUCUCGUCUGCACAAAAACGCCACAUCUCUGCCGUGACGACAACAAGUUUCAUCUCAAGUCUGCCUUCCGAAGUCUCAGUCGCCUCGAAACCUAUCUCAUCAACGAAUCAGUCGGCGGACUCACGAUACACACCACGGAAAGAACGGCCACCAUUCCGCAAUCCGUCUUCUGUGCGAGCCAUGCAGAUGUCUUCGCCUCCACCUUUCGCCUCGUACGACAACCCCCGGGAGCGGAUAAAAGGGACGUACAAGCUAGCAACACCGAGCAGAAUCCGCGUCAUGCCAGAAUGGCUGAUCGAGAACUACAAAAUUCUAGAGGAAAAGCUACAGGACAUCGUGCUGAUGCGGCGCGGAGUUCUAAUCCCUCAUCCAAGAGACGAGUAUGACCUCUUGGAAGAAAGAGUAUUGGAAAGUUUGGAGUUAAAGACCCCCCGACUACUUAAAUGCGGCCAUUUCGUCCCACCUGCCGAUUCGGAAGAGUCAUCUUCCGACGAGGAUGAGGAGACCAGCGUUGCCGGUGACAGUGCAGGGCGCGGUAGCCGUAUGAGCGGCGGCACCCUUACAGUGGAUGAGGAUGUCGACAAACCCGCACCAAGCAUCGACCUUGACACGAGCAUGUGCAUGGACUGUCAUCAGCAUAUGAAAAAGCCAGGCAAGGGAGUGGGUUUGGGCAGUAGAAAAUGGGAUAUCAAGAUCUAUGCCGCGAACGGACUCAUGCGUUCCGGGGCCUGGGCUGCAGCCUGGAACGAAAUGGAGAGGUGCGAUGUUGAAAUCUCGCCCUGGAUUCCGAUCGAGGUCCGGAAGGAUCUCGAGAGGAAAAUCAAGGAAGAGGCAGAGGCGAAAAAGCGCAAGGAACUCUACCAAGCUGAACUGAAGAGACAGGUCGAGGAGGAAGCAGUUCGCUUGAAGAAGUUGGAAGAGGCCGCUGUGGAGGAGAAGCGUCUGGCGGAGAUCUCUAUAGAGGCGAAGCUCAAAGCAGAGGAGAUUGAACUCCAAAGGAAAGAUCAACAUGAAGCCGAGGAAAAGUUACGAUUUGAAGCAGCACUGAAGGAGAAGAUUGACGAGGCCACAGAGGUUAUGCGUUUGCAAUUCGAGUCGCAAGCACUCGCAGAAGCAGCCUCUGUUGCCGAACGAUUCCGAGCUCUAGAGGGUAGGGUCAACAAGGAGGCAGAAUCCAGAGAUGCAGUUAGCACCCUGCGGUCGACCUCUCGCCGACCGCGCAUGGAAGAGCUUUCCCUUGGCACAUUGCUCAAGAACUAUUUCGUUCUUCUCGCAAAAGACCAGAGGAACGUUUUCAUUGUGAUCCUCAGUGUUGUCGUGGUUUACUUGGCCAUGCACCUCGACCCAGCUGUAUACAUGCAGCUUCCAGCCUCGAGUCUGCCUCACGCACUGCCUGAGGACCGCCUACCAGAUCUGGUUUCUUCGAUAGUAGUUACCACCACAGCGACAACUACAGCUACGGCAAUAGCCACAUCCACAACCACAGUGACGCAUGUUGAGCGUUACUCUGAGAUUGUUCAUGAUAUGGCAACCUCUUCACCGGAAAUUGCCAUCUCAGCGUCAGCAGAGCCUUCACCUGUAUUCUCAUCAGAAGGCUUGAUUGGCGAUGUACCGGUCAAUCUAGAGCAGGAAAUAGAAACGGAUGCGGAAGCAGAAGCGAUCGAACCAAGUGUGGUGGCUUCCGCGUCAGCAUGGCAGGAUCAAGUAGCUGCGACCGCUGCCUUGGACUUGACGGAUGCUGCGCCUCCUUCAUCAAUACCCUCACCCCUCCCUAUCGACGAACCCCUUUUCUCGCCUGAACCCGAUGAGGAACUUCACGACAUAUCAAUAUUCGACAAGACUACUCAAAAGUUCUUAGGACAGCCUAUGUCGUCUUUGGAUGGCGUGACAUGUCUGAAAUCGUACCUCCCAGCCGAGCUUCAAGCACAGCCCACCGACCUGCUGGAUUAA
Molecule: messenger RNA, 2223 nt
Organism: Aaosphaeria arxii CBS 175.79
Lineage: Eukaryota; Fungi; Ascomycota; Dothideomycetes; Pleosporales
Exons: 4
Source: RefSeq, a predicted model, not a curated record